This is a messenger RNA of Entelurus aequoreus (snake pipefish), 5091 nucleotides long. RefSeq names its product transmembrane protein 151B-like. NCBI's taxonomy places the organism in Eukaryota, Metazoa, Chordata, Actinopteri, Syngnathiformes, Syngnathidae. The record is from RefSeq and is a predicted model, not a curated record. The transcript has 2 exons. Bases 626 to 2107 code for a protein of 493 amino acids.
UUAAGGACUUUUAGCUCCUGCCAGUGUGUAGAAAGUCAACACGAAUGUAUGUAUAAUUCAGUACUGCAAAAAAAAUAGGGCCAAAUACAGCAAAAAUGUACGGAAAAGACAUAAAGGUCAGAUAUGUAAAUAAAACAAUAUAACAAAACGAACAACACAACAAAAACUGGAAAAUAUCAAUCACACCAGUCUAUUAUCGACUCAAUACCGGCAUACUACCCCAGGUAUCAACACUAUCGAUAUUUGUAUCGAUCCGCCCACCCGUAGGCUACGGUGUACCUGCCUUCCCAUAGCAGCAUAUGGCAGCCCCCGCGCCGACCCUCCACAAACCCCAAACGACGUCGUCUGCCUCCUAAAAUACACAUCAUGUUAUAUUCAUGCUGUGUUUGAAAUAACAAUUUGUAAAAAAAUCUCUGAUUUGGUCUCGCUGCACACCGGAAGCUGGGAGGGAGGGAGGUGGGAUGCAGACUCUGCUUUACUAACGUAUUCAUCUCCCAGCGACCGCAUCCACUCUACUUUGUGUCCGCCAAGAUGCUGAAACGUCUCGGGAUUUCUUCUGCGCCGAGCUGGUGUUAGCGAGGCACCACACGCCCCGUCAUACCGUCAAUAGCUGAUUAGCGUCAUCAUGUCCCCUCCGGCGUCGGCUGCCAGUGAAAGCAGCGCCACGACUGUGUUUGAAGAGGACGCCAGAGAGGAGCAAAAACCCCAUAAGCAAUCGCUGAGCAAGUCGUUGUGUCGGGAGAGUUUCUGGAAAUGUCUUCUCCUGUCUAUUCUCAUGUACGGCUGCAUGGGGGCGAUGGUUUGGUGUCACGUCACAGAGGUGACCCGCCUCACAUUUGACAGCGCAUUCAAAGGGAAAUCCAUGAUGUACCAUGACAGCCCCUGCUCUGAUGGCUACAUAUACAUCCCUCUGGCUCUGCUGGGCAUGCUCUACCUGGUCUACCUGGUGGAGUGCUGGCACUGUCACGCCAAGAACGAGCUGCAACACAAAGUAGACGUGGAGGGCAUUUAUGAGCGAAUCCAGAGAAUGCAGCAAGCUAAGCCGUGCAUCUGGUGGAAGGCCAUCAGCUACCACUAUGUGCGUCGCACACGGCAAGUCACACGCUAUCGCAAUGGGGACGCAUACACCAGCACCCAGGUUUACCACGAGCGAGUCAACACUCAUGUGGCCGAAGCUGAAUUUGACUAUGGUCACUGUGGCGUGAAAGAUGUCUCCAAACAACUCCUCAAUUUAGAAAAGUCUGCCCUCACAAAGAUGCGCUUCACCAAGUGUUUUAGCUUUGCCAACGUUGAGUCUGAGAAUUCCUACCUUACACAACGUGCCAGGUUUUUUACGGACAAUGAGGGCCUUGAUGACUACAUGGAGGCCAGGGAGGGCAUGCACCUGAAAAACAUUGAGUUAAAGGAAUAUAUCAUGGCUCUGUCUGACCCAGACCAACACCCCUGGUAUCUGUCCCAUUACGUCUUUUGGUUUGCCUCGUUCCUCACCUUCUCAUGGCCUCUACGGGUCUUCACGGAGUAUCGCACCGCAUAUGUCCACUAUCGUGUUGAAAAACUCUUUGGACAUGAUUACAUCCCAGUGACGCCAUGUGAUGAUCGCCCGUAUUGGAGACGCAUCCCUCGUGUAAACACCAUCGACAGCACAGAGUUGGAGUGGCACAUUCGGUCCAAUCAGCAGUUGGUGCCCAGUUACUCAGAGGCAGGCCUCAUGGACCUAGCCCAAUGCCCUUCCAACUUCAGCGGCAUUCGGCAGAACUGUGAGCGAUGCCACAGAGCCAUCAGUUGCUCUUCAGUGUUCUCCAGAAGCGCCCUCAGUGUCUGUACAGGAGCCAGCUCCCGAAUCCCUUUCAGUGGCAGCAGAUUCUCCCUGGCUCGGCGCUACGGAUCACAACGGAGCUGCUUUUGGAGAAGCGGCAGUUUGGACGACCAGGAGAGUCCCAGUGAAAACACCCGCUGUCUUUCAGAGCGCCUCACCACAGACGAUGAAGAACCUCCAGACUAUGACAACGCACUCUGCUACCCGGUGCUCAUUGUCCACUGCAGUGAGAAUUGCCACAAUCACAGGUCUUUCCACAGAAACGGCUCCUGUGUGGAGACUUCUCUAUGACUGCACUGAAAGAACACACGAGCAUACAGUUCUGGUCAGAAGUUUACAUACACUCAUCAUGAGAACGAAUGCCAUUUAAAUUUAGGGCCCCUGAUGAUUUUUUUGAAUCGUUCUUUCUCGAGAGAGGAAUGAUUACAAAAUUUCUUUAGUGGGUUUUAAAAAACACAAGAGAGUGUGCACAAGAAUUUGGGAAAUAGCUUCAUAUGGACUUUUGACCACUCUUCUUGGGAGAGCUGGUAGAGUUAAUUCAAGCUGAUUGGUUUCCUGACACAGACCCAGCUACACAUCUAUGGAUGUUUUCAUUCAUCCAGGUCAUUGUAUUCUCAGGGCUUUCAAUCUAUCGCAACUGGACUGUUCAGUUUGUCUUAGAAGACUUUUUGCCUCUCAUCCAAGCAGGCUUAAUCAGUUCAUGCUCAUAGACUUAGAUUGGUCAGAUCUAGUCAAUGACCUUGAACAUUCUUCUAGAUUAGAACGUGUCUUCCAUGGUACAGUGUGAUUGAUUGAAAGCCCAGAAUAUAGUCCACAUGGAUCCACAAUUCCAGAACCGUAGCCUGCUUCAUCCAUUACAAAACCAGUUCAGAUGUUUGUUGUCCUGUUGGAGCCCAAUGGUUUCUAAAUUUAAACUGUCUAGCUGUUAAUUUGAGGUAAAAAUUAACUAUUUGGUAGUUCUUCAUUAUUUCCUCCAUUUCAUGCAGCGCACCAGAACUGCUGAAAGUAAAGCAAUCUCACAGACACUUGACACUCAAUGUUCUUAGGUUUGAAAGCUUCCAAUUGACUCCUCCAAACAUACAAAGUAGCUUUUUCUGGUAGCCAUAAAACAUUCCUCCAAAUGGCACUGGCUUGUGCGUGUGGUGCAGCUGCAAAUUGGAGAACAAGCUUAUUUUUGGUUGGCACUGUCUCAGUACAUGUUGAUAUACCGUAAAUCUGUCUUUACUGUGAACCACACUGGCGUUCCAGAUUCCAGGUCAUGGCAGGCUUCAGUCUUAGUGGUUCCUGAACAUCCUAACCAAUUUCCUUUCAUUUGAAAGUGACAGUAUCAGUCUUCUUCCAGAUCUUGGAAAAGUGGUGACACAUCCCUGUGUACAAAGUACAAUUGUUUGUAGUGUUAUUAUUAGAAUCUGCAGUUGAUCCAAAAGACUUUACCCACAAUCUACAACGAUCCUUCACUGAGAUCCUUGGACUUUCCCAUAGUUUUGUAUUGGUCGAUCCAAUGAGAGCAGUACUUUUUUUGGUACCGAACAAAGCUUUUCUAUACAAAUAAAGCAAGAAGAAGGCACUCAAAAGUACUGUAAAGUUCCACUUUUCAAAAUGUGCUAGCUCGGUGCUAAUUUACAUUGGCUUUUUCAUAGUCAUGCUACUGAUUAGCAUUAGUGAUGUUACAUGGUGAUUUCAAAACCUCCAAACUGGCAAUCGGAACUACAACUGAGAUGCACAUUACAAUCAAACAGCAGGUGUGUAUUAAGUACAAUACUUUUAGUUUAAACACUUGGUAGAACUCAACAAAAGAACAAACUGGCUCAUUCAACUUCAUGGCAAAGACUACUUCCUGACAAAAGGCACAGUAUAUACACUACUGCCUUCUAACAUGGAGGACUUGCAACUGCAUGUAAUGUCUAUUAUAUAAUAUGUGCAAAUGAGACUCAGAAGUGUAAAAAAACCAAGAUAACAACCGGACCCAAUUUUUGUUUACAACCAUCAUUGAAGAUCUAUGUUGUGCAAUUAAAUAACCAUUCAAAGAAACUAUUAAGGGCCCAGAAUUAAUAUGGCAUUAUUAUGACGAGUGUAUGUAAACGUAUGACAGGAAGUGGCUCAGUAGCAUGAUACACUUUGUGUUGUCAUUUCUCACACAAAUGCCUGAAUCCUGAAUGUGUGAAAGACCAAAGCAAUAAGUGCAACCUCCUAGUGGAUGAAGACUGUUAACACUGUAUAUCAUUGCCAUAGCUUUUCAAAUCUUUACAUCUAAAAGUGGCGCUGCAGUUACCUCACAGGAGCAUUACUGACAUGAUGAGCAGAUUUAAGUAUCUAACUGCAAAAGAAGCAUCAGAAGACUCAAGUUAGGUAAUUUUCAACGACAGCAAUAAUCACAAAAACACCAAAUAUGACCAUAUCACAUGACAUAAUAGAAUCUAUGCCACACGAAAAACACAAAAUACUCAUUUAUGUCAAUUUAUAAUGUGUAAUUUUUUAUGUUGUGAUGAAGAGUGAUGAUUUAAGUUAACUCAAGAUGCCUUUUUUUAAUUUAAUUUAUUUUUUUUUACACCUUUUUACGCUGUUCAGAAUGUAUAGUGCCUGUAGGUUGAACUACACUGCACCAUGUUUUGAGGUUCAUUUUCUUAUGAUUUAUGAAUUAUGCCUACUAUUUCAGCAAAUUGUGUUGUAACUCACAUAAUUGCUCACAGGAUUUUGAAAGAAUUUAGAUCAGGGGUGUCAACAUACCAAAGACUAUAAAAAUGGGACCCAUUACCUCCCUGCUUGGCACUCAGCAUCAAGGGUUGGAAUUGGGGGUUAAAUCACCAAAAUGAUUCCCGGGCGUGGCGCCGCUGCUGCCCACUGCUCCCCAAGGGGAUGGGUCAAAUGCAGAGGACAAAUUUCACCACACCUAGUGUGUGUGUGACAAUCAUUGGUACUUUAACUUUAACUUUAACAAACUCGUUUUCAUUGAAUGCUACAUCGCAGUUCCCUUAGAGGGCCGCUUGUAACAGUGAACAUACAUUAAAUAAUAUGUAUAAAGAUUUUCCUCGUGAUAGUGUUACACAAUUGCCUAUGCAUUUGAUUAUUAAUGUGUGUGUAUAUAUAUACAGUACAGGCCAAAAGUUUGGACACACCUUCUCAUUCCAUGGGUUUUCUUUAUUUUCAUGACUAUUUACAUUGUAGAUUGUCACUGAAGGCAUCAAAACUAUGAAUGAACACAUGUGGAGUUAUGUACUUAACAAAAAAAGGUGAAAUAACUGAACACAUGUUUUAGAUUCUAGUUUCUUCAAAAU